Molecule: messenger RNA, 2361 nt
Organism: Suillus fuscotomentosus
Lineage: Eukaryota; Fungi; Basidiomycota; Agaricomycetes; Boletales; Suillaceae
Exons: 6
Source: RefSeq, a predicted model, not a curated record
CUCGAACGCCAGCCUCACAUAGUCAAAUUCCCGCUUCGUAGCGCUGGGGCCAUCAUCCCAGACUCAGCAUUGGCAGACCAGCCCCACGGAUAUGACUCCCAUCGCAGCCAGUUGGACCCAUCAUGCAUCUGGGCACCAUUCACGUCACAGAUUGACUAUGAAGUUGCGCGGUGGGCAAAAUUGUGGGGUCAAGGUUCCACAGCAUUUUCGGACCUGCUUGAGAUUGAAGGCGUGUGUGAGAAUCUAGGCCUUAGCUACAAGAACUCUCGAGAGUUGAACAAGAUCAUAGACACUGAGAUUCCCGCACAUCGCCCGCGUUUCCAGCGAAAGGAGAUCUUAGUGGCCAGCGAAGCAUUCGACAUGUACUAUAGGGACAUCAUUGAAUGCGUGAAGGCACUCUACGGAGACCCAACUUUUGCACAGCACCUCAUAUUCACACCUGAACGACACUAUUCAGACGAGGACAAGACACAGAGAUUGUUCCAUGACUUACAUACCGGGAAGUGGUGGUGGAGAGUACAGAAUGAAUUGGAGCAGGACAAGCCUGGUGCCACCGUCAUACCAAUAUUGCUGUCGUCAGACAAGACACAGGUCACGAUGUUUCGAAAUAAAGCAGCUUACCCAAUUUACAUGACAAUUGGAAACUUACCCAAGGAAAUCCGUCGACGACCAUCUUACUACAUCGGAGAUUACCCGGAGCAGGUCCUAGUGACCGGAAUCAAAACUGGCGAAUGUCCAAAAUGUGACACCCCUGCUGAUGAACUUGGCAACAAGGACCUACUGUUCGAGCCGCGUGAUUUGGGCCAAAUCCUAGAUGCACUGGCUUUGGUUGAUGGAGAUCCCAGUCAGUUCACAAAGGCUUGUCGUCAAGCAGGGAUAAAACCAAUAUAUCGUCCGUUCUGGCAAGAACUGCCCCAUUGUAAUAUAUACCAAGCCAUCACUCCCGAUGAAGAAAUGAAUCCCUACACCGACAUUCUCCACCAGUUGUAUCAAGGACUCGUGAAGCAUUUAAUCGCUUGGCUCAAAUCUGCUUUCAGUGAGGCCGAGCUCGAUGCCCGGUGCAAGCGCUUGCCCCCCAAUCACAAUAUCCGCCUUUUCAUGAAAGGCAUUUCGGUUCUUUCACGAGUAAGUGGCACCAAACACCAGCAAAUCUGUCGGUUUCUUCUCGGCAUUAUCAUCGACAUACGUCUUCCAAACGGUGCAUCUCCAGCGCGCUUGAUUCGUGCCGUUCGAGGACUCCUAGACUUUCUAUAUCUCACUCAAUACCCUUGCCAUUCACACCAAACUCUAGAGUUGUUGGAUGACGCUCUGAAUCAUUUCCACGACAACAAGUCAAUAUUCAUUGACCUCGGAAUUAGGUCCUCAUUCAACCUUCCAAAACUUCACUCAUUGCGACACUAUAUCACCAUGAUUCAACUAUAUGGAACAACUGACAAUUACAACACGGAGUACACUGAACGGCUUCAUAUCGACCUCGCGAAGGAUGCAUAUCGCGCAACGAACCAUAAGGAUGAAUAUAUGCAGAUGACGCUUUGGCUCGAGCGCCGAGAGAAGAUGUUAUGGCACGACAAAUUCAUUCACUGGCGUCGUUUUGGUUCGAAUUCGCCGAUUCACUCAUUACCUUACUUUCCAGCACCAUCUGAUCUUGUGUAUCAUCGUCAACACAAGAUCGCAAAGCACCCGUCUGCGAGACGCGUGUCAUUUGACACACUUGCUAAUGAAUAUGGCGCCCCGUACUUUCAAGCCGCGCUUGCACGUUUCAUUGCCGAAGUUAAUCAACCGGCGUUGACUGUCAGGCAGCUAGAAGAUGCUGCAUGUGGGAUGAUCAUUCCCUUCCGUGCAGUAGCCGUGUUCCACAAGGUUCACUACAACACUGUACAUGACGACGGUAUCCCGAACACAGUCACGGUAGAUUCGAUUCAUGUGCGGCCUCAAAGACGUGACCGCCACAAAUGCCAGGUUCCUGCCAGAUUUGACACAGCCCUAGUGAACAUGGGGCAUGGUGGAAGACUAGGUGUCGAAGGCUACCGUGUUGCGCAAAUUCGGGUCAUUUUCUCACUAUCGGCGAAGGCGAAGCAGGCGGUCUUUCGCGAUCAUUUUGCGUAUGUGGAGUGGUUCACUCCCUUCUCCAACACUCCCGAAGCCAAUCAUGGCAUGUACAAGGUUUCGCGGGCAUUCCGCGAUGGUGAGAAACAGGCUAGCGUUAUACCAGUCCGCAAUAUACGACGCUCGGUACAUUUGAUUCCGCAGUUCGGACCUGUUGCUCCUCGUGAAUGGACAUCAAGCAAUGUGCUAGAUCAGUGUAGGACAUUUUUCGUUAACGAGUUUACAGAUAGAGAUGCCUAUGUAACAUUAUUCUAA